Messenger RNA from Phyllopteryx taeniolatus (common seadragon), 2535 nucleotides. RefSeq names its product CD36 molecule (thrombospondin receptor) (gene cd36). Gene Ontology annotation, molecular function: low-density lipoprotein particle binding; low-density lipoprotein particle receptor activity; scavenger receptor activity. NCBI's taxonomy places the organism in Eukaryota, Metazoa, Chordata, Actinopteri, Syngnathiformes, Syngnathidae. Bases 891 to 2300 code for a protein of 469 amino acids. Gene Ontology annotation, cellular component: cell surface; caveola; cytoplasm. Gene Ontology annotation, biological process: low-density lipoprotein particle clearance; amyloid-beta clearance by cellular catabolic process; receptor-mediated endocytosis. The transcript has 12 exons. The record is from RefSeq and is a predicted model, not a curated record.
CAUGCAUUUUUGGUGGUCAUCUUGCCGAAAGAAAGUUGUCGCGCAAAAGCACAUCUUAAUUUUUAGUUGAUAUUUCUAUGAACAAAAAACAAACAAAAGAAAAGGGAGUUGAUCAGAAGAUGUAUAUGAAACGGUCUUCAAGGACCCAUUCCAGAAUGGAACAGGAUAUCGGCCUUUGGGCCGAUUCCGAAUUUCCAGGGAUAGCUUUGUCACACUCCAAUUAGGAAAAUGGCCUACAUGACAAUCAUUCGGAAACAGGUAUACUAGACACAUGCACUCAAUACUGACUGAAUAACUCGUACCGAUGAAACCCAGCAGGAGGUUGAAGGGAGCAGGCCAAACAAAAAAGAAAACAGUCGCUGACGCUGCCCUCCAGUGGUGGCAAGAGAGCCUACACGCCCAUUUGUCAAAUCCUGGCACCGAGCGCCAUCCACCUCCAAAUUCGACGUCACUCUGUGGAGCUCAUCAAACUGAAAUUGCACUUGCAGAUAAGCCACAAUCGGACAAACACUGAACAGAUACGCGCCAUGAAGUAAAACAAAGUUGACGUGUGGAUUUGUAUCCUUCCUGGCAUCAAAGCAGGAGGGACUCUUAACGAGGAUUUGAAGGCGACAUCCAUCCUCCAUGCGCGGAAUGUUUACCCAAUGUGACGUGAGUUGUUCAAGUCUUCGCCUGGAAAUGGCAUGUAAACCUUUCGACCGGUUAUCACCUGUUUAGAUAGCGUCAGCUGAUAACUGCCUCCCGCCUGCCUGACCGUUGAACCCUGGCUCACCGUAUAUAAGUAUCGUUCCGGAAAAGGUGCCCGCUCUACCUGGCAUCGGCCGCUCCGACGCUGCAGCCUACGACGGGCGGCGCAUACAAAAGACAGAGACGGGCGCACACGGAGAGAGAUGGGCUGCUGUAACAGAAGGUGCGGGCUCAUUGCCGGAGCCGUCAUCGGGGCGGCGGCGGCCCUGCUGGGAGGCAUCCUGAUCCCGGUCGGGAGCGGUCUCAUCGAGGAAACCGUCUUACAGAAAGCCGUCAUCGCGCCCGGGACGCCGGCGUACGAGAACUGGUUGUCCCCGGGCGGAGCGGUCUACAGACAGUUCUGGUUCUUCGAUGUGCAAAACGCCAGGGAGGUGAUAGAGAAAGGUGUCGCGCCGGUGGUCGUGGAGAAGGGACCUUACACCUACUUGACCAGAUACUUGCCCAAAGCGCACAUCACCUUCAACCCCAACGACACCGUCUCCUACCUGCUCCCGCAAGGUGCCGUCUUUGAGCCGUCCUUGUCGGCGGGACCGGAACAGGACAACAUCACCUCUCUGAACUUGGCCGUGGCGGGGGCGUACUCGAUGAUUCCCAAAGGGCUGCAUCCCCUCCUGGAGACCAUGAUCAAGGGCAGCAAGUCAUCCUUGUUUCAGCACCGCAGCGUCAGGGAGCUGCUGUGGGGGUACAAAGACCCCAUGUUGAAAUCCACCGUGGGCAUUUUUGCACCGUACAACGGCACUUUUGACGGCUACUACAACAUCUACAGCGGCAAGGGCGACAUCAGCCAAGUGGGCAUGAUCGACAAGUGGCGAGGAUCCAGGAGUCUGAGCUUCUGGGACGACAAGUACUGCAACAUGAUCAACGGGACAGAUGGUUCUAACUUUGCUCCUUUUGUGGACGCAACAAAGCCCCUCUUCUUCUUUUCCUCGGACAUCUGCAGGUCGGUGUCAGCCAGCUACGAGCGGUCCACGGUCCUGAAGGAGAUUCCGGUGUACCGCUUCGGACUCCUGGCGUCCACCCUCGCCUCGCCGGCGGACAACCCCGACAACCACUGUUACUGCCGGGAUCCCAAGACCACCAAGAACUGCACCAUAGCGGGAGUGCUGGACAUCAGCUCCUGUCAAGACGGACAACCCAUCUACAUCUCCUUGCCGCACUUCCUUUAUGGUAGUCCGUCCCUGCAGGAGGCCAUAAGGGGGCUCGACGCCAACGAGGAGCAUCAUAAGACCUACCUGGAUGUGGAACCUAUAACAGGAAUUACCCUUGGGUUUGCGAAGAGAAUCCAGGUGAACAUGAUGUACGGACCCUCCAACGUCAUCACGGUGCUGAAGAAAGUCAAUGAGACCACAAUUUUCCCUCUGGUCUGGAUGAACGAGACGGCGGAACUGGACGACGAGUCUGCGGGUCUGCUCAAGGUGGAGCUGGUGGACCGGAUCAAGAUGUUAGACGUGGUCCAGAAAGUCCUGCUGGGCUCGGGCCUGGCCGUCUUCGCCCUCUGCCUGCUCCUGUACACCGCCGUCAGGUGCAGCGACGACAAGUCGCAGACCGUCUGAUGCUUCUAUUUUGAUACGGACUUAUUAUUUAUAAUGUCCCCUUUCCCUUUGAUAUUCAUACUGUGAUUUUUGUAAACUUGACUGAAGUAGUGUCACUUUAAUUCAAACAAUCAGGGAUUUUGGGCCUUCUUCUUUAAAUAAGCUAUUUCAAGGCUACAGGAUGUGCUACAUGCUAAUUCUCUUGAUUUGUGUUUAUUAUGCUUUGUGGCUUCAAAGGAAUAAAAGUACAGCUUAA